AUGUCACUUAACGUUCCACACAGGGACAUGCGUUCCCGUGCCAAAUCCACCACUGAUAUAAUGACAUGGCCUCAGCUAAACCAUAAUGAGACGGCUUUCAAAUGCAAAUACAUUACUAAGUGUGACUCGCAACUAGGUGAUGGGAACUUUAGUAUUGUGAAGGAAUGCAUGAAUAUUCAGACGAAGGAUCUGUUUGCCAUGAAGUUAGUGAAUAAAAACCUUGUGAAGGACAAGUUACAAAUCAUACAAAGAGAGUUCAAAUUAUUGAAGUUCAUCUCAGAGGAGAUUAGAUCUCUGGAGAGGAACCAUGAACACGAUUCGUUGGCUUCCAGUUCCUCAUUGGCGAGGGUAAGGAGGUCAUCUGCAAAUGAUACCUUUGAUGGCCACCAUCACAUUUUGCAAUUAUUCGAUUUUUUCGAAACUCAAGAUAGUAUUGUCUUAAUCACACAACUAUGUCAGAAGGAUGAUCUUUAUGAACUUAUUAUUAAUAAUGGGAAGUUGGAUUUACAAAGGCAAGUGAUCCCAUUUACAGCUUGUCUAAUUAGUGCCUUCCAAUUCUUACAUUCUCAUGGUAUUGUUCACAGAGAUAUUAAAGCGGAGAAUGUAUUGUUCAGAUUGAAUAAGAAUAAGAGUCAAAGUAAUAAUACUGUAGACACCAAAUAUGACUUAAUGGCUCAUGAUUUAAUACUGGCAGACUUCGGGUUGGCUGUCCAACUGGAUGCGGCAACAGAUAAUGCAUUGAAGGAGUAUGUGGGAACCAUCUCAUAUAUUGCACCGGAAAUUGUAAAAUGUAAGGGAGUAGGUUCCUUCACCAGAGAUGAAUUAACCAACCUGAAGAAAUAUGGUUGCCCCGUUGAUAUUUGGGCAUUAGGUGUUUUGGUGUAUUUUAUGGCAUUUGGUUAUACUCCAUUUGAUUGUGAAACGGAUGAUGAAACAUUAGAUUGUAUUAGUAAAUGUGAUUAUUAUAUGGAUGAGGAACUUGUCAAUGAUCCUAAAUAUAAAGAAUUUUGGAGUUUCAUAAAAUGUUGUUUCAUUGUGGAUGAUAAUAGAAGACCAAGCUCUUUUGAUUUGAAAACUCAUCCAUUCAUAUCAGAUUAUUUUACUACUUCCAACGGGAGCUCUAGACCACAGUAUUUAUUAAGAUCACAAUCGCACACUUUGGCCGAUUAUAAGGAGAAACAAAAGAUGAAGAAAAAUAGCAAUACAAGUAAAGAUAUCAUUGUGGAAGAUCAAGAAUUAGUGGAUGUACCUGAAGAUAUUUAUGACAAUAUUUCUUUGGUAAGAAAUAAAUCAUCCUCAUCGCUGCAUUCAUUGAAAUCACCAUCGAGAUCAAAUAUAUCGUCAAACUCAUCCUCCACUUCAUUAUCAUAUUUCAGUAUAUCAAGACCCAAAACGAAGAAUACUAAUGUAUCAGAUGACUCGGUAAGGCCGCAAAAUGAGUCAACCCACAAACUUAAUGUUCCUGAACUGUUACUUCAAAAAGAAGAAGAUCAACAAACUCAUGAUAAGAAUUUGGACAAGAUAAGAGAUACUUUAAGGAGAACAUUGUCAAUGACAUCUUUAAGGAAACCAGUGCCAUUGUCCACUUCAUCGUUAAACCCUAAACAAUUAAAGAAGAACUCGACAUUUGUGUUGGAUCCUAAGCCGCCAGUUACAUCAUUAAUGAAUGGUUGUUUCAGUACUACACCAGAGGCACUCUCCAAUUUCAAUUCUCCAAAAGUGUUGUCAAGACAAAAUUCGUAUAAUGAAUCAAUGAACUUUACAGACUCUAUUCCAAAUACUACGGAAGGACCCUAUAUCAACAAGAACUUGCAAUAUAGUGUUGAGAAUGAUGAUGAAGAUGAUAUUGGUAUAGUGAUAUAG
Molecule: messenger RNA, 1863 nt
Organism: Naumovozyma castellii
Lineage: Eukaryota; Fungi; Ascomycota; Saccharomycetes; Saccharomycetales; Saccharomycetaceae
Gene: TDA1
Product: protein kinase TDA1
Exons: 1
Coding region: 1-1863 (620 amino acids)
Source: RefSeq, a predicted model, not a curated record